ACACUCGGCACAGCAGGUCGCCUUUGAAGUCCUGUUUGUAUGAAUAAAUUAGGGUGUGAAGGUCUCCACCACAGAGCUUCCUUCCGCCUGUCCGCAGGCUCAUGAAUAUUAAGCAGGUCUUGACGGCGGAGCCCAUAAGACCGCCCCCCCUUGCACCAGUGCGGCCACAUGCAGCAUCCACCGGCGCAACAUCUCACAGAGCUUUCAUCAGAUUUCUCGGUCGGCGCCUUUUCGGUUUGAAGCGCGUCUUGUCUGAUUUUUGAAAAGACACUAUGGCUUUGAGGGGACCGCUGUUCCGUCUUCUCAGAACUCAGCUCGGCCACACUUGCCAGCAAAGCAGAGCUCAAUCCGUGGCGGUGCUGGGCGCCCCGUUUUCGAGAGGACAGAAACGAAGAGGCGUGGAGCACGGUCCUAAAGUCAUCAGAGAUGCGGGGCUCAUCGAGAGGCUCUCCGGUUUAGACUACUCUGUUCACGACUUUGGCGACCUCAGCUUCCACCACUUCGAGAACGACGAACCCUACAUGCGUGUAAAUUACCCUCGCAGUGUGGGUGCAGCAAAUAAGAUGCUGUCUGGGGCAGUGAGCAGAGCUGUCGGCGCUGGGCACACCGUCGUCAUGCUGGGAGGCGACCACAGCCUUGCUAUUGGAUCGGUGGCAGGCCAUGCCCAGCAGUGUCCUGACCUGUGUCUCAUCUGGGUUGACGCUCACGCAGAUGUAAAUACGCCCAUGUGCUCUCCAUCGGGAAACCUGCACGGUCAGUCUGUGGCGUUCAUGCUGAAAGAGCUGCAAGGCAAGAUACCAGACAUCCCAGGGUUCUCCUGGAUGAAGCCAUUCCUCUCCUUGAGGGACCUGGUGUACAUCGGACUGCGAGACAUUGACCCUGGAGAGCACCACAUCCUGAAGAGCCUGGGCAUCCAGUACUUCACCAUGAGGGAUAUCGACAGACUAGGCAUCCAAAGGAUCAUGGAGGUCACUUUUGACAACCUUCUGUCGAGAAAACAGCGGCCGAUCCACUUGAGCUUCGACAUCGAUGCGUUCGACCCGUCUCUGGCUCCAGCCACAGGAACGCCAGUCAACGGAGGUCUGACCUACAGGGAGGGAAUCUACAUCACAGAGGAAAUCCAUAACACAGGUCUGCUGUCGGCCAUGGACCUGGUGGAAGUAAACCCCAUGCUGGGGGCCAACCGUGAAGCCGUGGAGGCCACCGCCUCUUUAGCGGUCGACGUCAUCGCAUCCUCUCUGGGACGGACGAGAGAAGGUGCUCACUCGUCCAUUGACGAGAUCCCCCCCGUGAAGGACGACACAGAGCAGCUUCGCCUCUGAGAGCAUGAAGCAACUCCAUGAACUCUGUCAGCAUCAUCCCUGAGCAUUCCACAAAGACUGAUCUGAUAGCUUAAGAUUUCACAUUUCUGUUCUCAUCUCUUUGCUGUUUGCGAUUCAUGUAAUAAUGAAAACUAAAUUUUGCCUGGAAUCAUAAAAUUAUAAAAAAGGCUUUGGAUAGAAACACGUUAAUGACGUUGAGACAAAAGUCUUUGACAUAAUUUAGUGAAACGCUACAAUCAUCCAUGGGAACACCGUUCAUUUAAACAACCAUUUUGCUUCUGUAUGUAAUAAGUUAAGUGUUAGAGGACACAGUUGCCACAUAUUUAUUGUAUGUUUAGUUUACAAGAGAAGGAACCUGCCUCAGAGGUAUGACAAACAAGUUCAGACUUUAAGUUUUAAGUCCACAGUCUCACGUGGACUCUCAGAACUACUUUGUGGCUGUGCCAGUUACUAAAAAUUAGUAGUGAUGUGUUUGCACUUUUGGACCAGCUGUGUGGUUACUGUAUUUUCUUUAGAGUCUACUUUUGUAUUUUCACAGAACCUAGUAGUACCUAUACUACUGUAGAAUUGGUGUGUGAAUAAAUAUUUGCUAAUCAGUCAGUAUUAAUUGGAUUGAAAUUGUGAUAACCAGCUUUGACCGAAGUGCUGUCAAAAAAAUUGUUUGAGCUUGAACUGCUGGGUUCACAUUUGACCUGAUGUGGCCACCAAAGGACUGCUGUCCUAGUAAGAGUAUAUUUUGGUCUUCCAUAAAUGUGAUUACAUUUUU
This is a messenger RNA of Scatophagus argus, 2088 nucleotides long. It is a transcript of the gene arg2, whose product is annotated as arginase 2. The record is from RefSeq and is a predicted model, not a curated record. The transcript has 8 exons. Bases 273 to 1322 code for a protein of 349 amino acids. Gene Ontology annotation, cellular component: cytoplasm; mitochondrion. Gene Ontology annotation, molecular function: arginase activity; manganese ion binding. NCBI's taxonomy places the organism in Eukaryota, Metazoa, Chordata, Actinopteri, Scatophagidae.